GGCUGUGCUGGUUGAGAGCUGUAGAGCCUUUGCACUUGCUUGAGAACCUUUUUUUUUUAUUAUUGCAGCUUGUCCAUGUGACUCUGGUUUCCGUUGCUGGCCUGCUUCCGUGAAUAGUAAAAAAGAGGCUUCAGUCACAUCAGGGGAAGGCAGCCCGAACCUCACACCAGAGAACGCUCCCUGCAACAGCGAGUCAACCAGCGAUAUGGUCAGUGGAUCAACCGUCAGUGGCUUAGGAAAUCCACAGCUAACCACCAGCCAGUGAGGAUGUUAAAAUGCCAGACCACAUGCUCACUGCCAUCCUGCUCUGCUUGUCACCCAUGUGGAGAAUCCUGACGCCGGUCUCAAGUCAUCCCCAACACAGCCAGUGUCAACUGAUCCAAAGAGCGGCUCUUUGCAACAAAGGCGAUCUGCCCUCUGUGCCUGGUGGACUGCCCGACAACUUAGAGGAGCUUCAGCUCAACUACAACAGCAUCCACACACUACAGAGCAACUCUCUACUUGGUUACCCCUCACUGAACACCCUGAGCUUAGCGUGUAAUCGUUUGGAAAAAUUGGAAUCGAACACUUUUCAGAACUCAAAGUUGUUAGAAAACCUCAAUUUAGCGAAUAACAAUCUUCAUGUUGGCUGCGAGGAAUCCAGCGGCGCUUUAAAGACGCUACCCGGGCUCAGGGCUCUGGAUCUGUCCGAGAAUGGGCUCGAGGAUGAAAUGGUGGCCACCCUUCUACAAAAUCUGACAUCCCUCGAGUACCUCAAUCUUUCUGGAAACUUGAUGAAGAGACUGGAUGAGACCUCCUUCAGGGAUCUUCACCAACUCAAAGAACUGGACCUGCAGAAAAACGGCAUGUACGAGAUCGACGCCGCCUUCGACGGAAAUCCGAUGCUCCAGCGGCUCAACCUGGCCUUCAACUACCUGCUUUGCCUGACAGACUUUCACAUGACGCAGCUGGUGGUCCUCAACGCCAGCCACAACUUCAUCGAGUGGUUCAUCUCCAGACAAGACCUCAACGACACGUUCCAGCUCGAGACGCUUGAUCUCUCCAACAACAACAUGCUCUUCUUUCCCUUCUUGCCCACCCACAGUCACUUGAGGAAUCUCUACCUAUCCCAAAACAGAGUUAGCUUUUACGAACACCUGGCGGACAACCGCACCUUCCCCAACGUGACCUCAACCGUUGAGUUCUACAACAUGAAGAAGUACGCGGGCAACGUGACGGCUCAGCUGUGGGACGAGAGCCUGCACGGUGACAUCUCCUCUCUGGAGAUUUUGGAUCUGCGGGGAAACCAGGUCGACCAUUUUCCUGAGGGAUUCAUCCGGAAAAUGCCCGCCCUAUCUAGACUUCGAAUGUUCACAAACUGCCUGGAGACCUUCAAUCUGACGUCGCACCAGUUCUCCGGCAGCUUGUACGAGUUGGACCUCAGCAACAACAGGCUGAACCAGAUCGUCGCAGACAGGGGUACGCUGAACGCUCUCGGCAAUCUGACCUACCUUAACCUCAGUCUGAACAGUCUGGAGGGGCUUCCCUCGGGACUGUUCUCCUCGCUGCCCGGCCUCCGGUCAGUGGAUCUCAGUUACAACAACGUUGACAUUUGCCAUCCUGAGGAAGCUGACCCCGGCGCGGACAAUAGCUCGGCUUGCGCGGAUUGUAAAAACGCGGCGUCCUUAACGCAGCUCUACCUUAAGGGAUGCAACCUUAAAAUAAUCCCAUUGUCCGCGUUCGCUGGGUUGUCUCUAACACACCUGGAACUGUCCGACAACCCCGGACUCAUUGUCCACCAGUCGAUGCAAAGUCUCAGAGGGACAAUACGCCACCUGGGUUUGGGAAACACUCAAAUACAAGACUUGGAAUUCUCCCAUUUGCAAAGUCUUGAGUUUUUAAACAUUGCAAGGAACGGUCUCACCCACCUCCCCCCGUCACUUCUAAGCCUUGACCUGAAGGGGCUGGAUUUGAGGGACAACAGGCUGCCCACCAUUCCUCCUGCUCAGGCCAACGCGUUGGCCUCCAAACUGCGCGUGGUGUUUCUCACAGGAAAUCCGUUCAACUGCUGCCAGACUGAGUGGUUCAGGACUUUUGAAACCACAAAGACGAUCAACGUGAUCGGACGAUCAGACAUUGAAUGUAAAGAUCUCAACCGGAUGACAUACAGAGUGGAGAAUUCCCACUCAUUCUUUUGUUUGGAGAAAGGUGGGGAAUCUGUUUUCUGGUAUAUUAUGCUUUUUCUACCCAUCUGUCUUUCUUUUGUGGGCAUUUUGAUAAUUUUUUGGCUCACCUUCAAGCCAAAAAUGCUGAAAAAGUCAAUCAAAAAGAAUUGUUUGAUGCCUACUUCUUACUGAUACUUUAUACACCUGAAACAAAAAUGUACGUUGCCGACAAAUUCAAUCGAUUGUGAAAGUGUCAAAAAUAAUGAAGGAACAAUUACGUGCUAUGUAUUCAAGCAGGGAGGGUGCUCAGUUUGUCACAAUGCUGUGCUGUCGUGCGAUUAAAAAAAGAAGGACCCCUUGCCUGAUACUGCGCGUGCCGUCUAUGUGUGUGUGUGUGUGUGUGUGUGUGUGUGUGUGUGUGUGUGAGAGAGAGCAUAUGCAGAAGUAGUGUGAUGCAAGUUGUUGCUAUAUGCAGCAGAGGAAACAUGAAAUUUCCUGUUUUGCUAAGAUGUGCAGGAACUCUUUGAGUUCACCAUCUCAAAGAGGAGGUGCAUCAGGUUUCCUUCCCAUCCGGUGAACACAGUUGCAACAUGUGCGUAAGAUUUCAGCGUGUAAGUACAGCUUUCAAAAUAAACCUCACAAAGGAUCAUUU
Molecule: messenger RNA, 2796 nt
Organism: Pungitius pungitius (ninespine stickleback)
Lineage: Eukaryota; Metazoa; Chordata; Actinopteri; Perciformes; Gasterosteidae
Gene: nrros
Product: negative regulator of reactive oxygen species
Exons: 3
Coding region: 276-2336 (686 amino acids)
Molecular function (GO): protein binding
Source: RefSeq, a predicted model, not a curated record